AUGAGCCAGCAGGCCGCCGCCGUGGCAGCUGCCUCCACGGUCAUUAACGGCAACAACACCUCGAUGACGGGCACGCCGGUGACGUCUGCAGCUCAGGAUAUCGGUGUCCUGAUGCCCCAGCAGCAACAACAACAGCAGCAGGCGCAAAUGGCCCAUCCACCGCAGCAGGUUCCGAUGGCCCAGCAGCAACGGGUCAACGCUCGCAUGCAACAGCCCCAGCAGCAGCCCCAGCAACAGCAGGGCCAGAGCAUGCCGAUGCAUCCUCAGGCGGCCGCCCAGGCCCAGAUGAACACGCUCAGGCAGCAACAGAUCGCGCAACAGGCCCAGGCUGCACAGGUGGCAGCGCAGGCCGUUUCGCAGAGAGGGUCCCCGUCGAAACGCCAGAGGAUGGACACUGCUGGUAACGGCAGCGCAACAGAGAUCAACCAGACCUCGUCGCCCAACAUAGCCAUGAGCUCUCAGCAGCAGCAGCAACAGCAACAGCAACACCCGCCAAUGCCAAUGCCGCAGGGAAUGAUGAUCCCCAACCAGUUUGGUGUUCCGCAGCAGUACGCCAUGUUUGCUGCCGCGCAGGCUGCUCAGCAGGGCCAGUCGCAGCAGAAGUUUAACCAGUACAUGAUUCCAAACUUCCAAGGCCAGCCCCAGCAGCAAAUGCUGAUGCACCAGCAGAUGCACCAGCAGUCUGUGCACAUGCAGCACGACCAGCAGCAUCCUCCCCCUCCUCCGCCAAACGUGCCUCAGCAUUCACAGACUUUCUCGAACCCUAAUGACUUCUUCCACGAGAUGCCCAAGCAGAACAAUCCAGGAGCCGCCAGGGUGAACGAUACCGCCAUCAAAGACUACGAAAAACAGCUCCGCCUGAUGGAGUCGCAGAAUCGCAGACGUUUGGACGUGCACCGCAACGUGUCGGACUCCAAGGACCCGAACUCCCCUAGCAACGCGCAGUUCACCGAGUAUUCGGCCAUGCUGAGCCAGAUGCCGCCGCAACACGCGGCCGCCUCGAUUAUGCAGCAGAGAGCAUCUCCGGCAACAAAGGCGUCUCCAACCACCAAGUCGCCUGCCAACGGGGCAGGCCCACCGGCCAACGGCAAGCAAAAGAAGGCUCCGCGCAAGGCACGCAAAAAUUCGUCCUCUGUUCCUGCCACGCCGUUGACCCCGGCCAACAACCAGCCAACCCCUCAGACAAACAUUCCUCCUACUCCACAGAACACCACUCCACAGCAAACUCCUCAGUCGUCCACAGUCGCUGCUUCUCAAGUGAUGGCUGGCAAAAAAGGAAUCAAGCGAAAGAACAGUAUCACCACUCCAACCAUUAAGGAGGACGAGCCAUUUAUCCUAUCGAGUACAGCAGGCAAAACCACAAACGGCUCGUCGCUCAACAAGGUCCAAGGACCCGUUUCUUCGUCUUCGUCGCACAUGGGUUCUGAUGUUCCAAGUUCUGCCGUCAACGACCAGGCCGCAUCGACCUUUUUGCAUGACUUCUCCACCGCCUCUAAUGAUAUCUUCGAUUUCGACUCACUUCUCACGGCGGACCAGGAAAAUGCUGGCAAUUUGGGCCUCACGGAGGUCUUCAACUGGGGAGAAUCUGUCGGAACCGGAGAUCUAUAG
Messenger RNA from Ogataea parapolymorpha DL-1, 1608 nucleotides. RefSeq lists its product as uncharacterized. Bases 1 to 1608 code for a protein of 535 amino acids. The record is from RefSeq and is a predicted model, not a curated record. NCBI's taxonomy places the organism in Eukaryota, Fungi, Ascomycota, Pichiomycetes, Pichiales, Pichiaceae. The transcript has a single exon.